Messenger RNA from Paramecium primaurelia, 886 nucleotides. NCBI's taxonomy places the organism in Eukaryota, Ciliophora, Oligohymenophorea, Peniculida, Parameciidae. The record is from the annotation of a GenBank genome assembly.
AUGGCAGAUUAAUCUAUUAAAGGAACUAAUUGGGGUAGAGUUAUUAUAGAUGAUAAGAAUUUGAGUUUAUCUCAUCUAUCUCAAAAUGUCAUUAAAUUCCCUCUUAAGAGAAUUACUAAUUCUAAUAUUUAAAAGAAUGAUAUUGUAUUGUAAUUAAGUACUGAGGAAUGUGCAGAAAAGUAUAAGGUUUCUAAUUAUUCUUUAUUAGUGAAGAUAUGUUAUGUGAAGUCAGAUUUUAUAUUCCUCCAAGAGAACAAGUAUAUUUAUAAUAUUUAAAUAUUAGAAAACAGAAAAAAAGAAAUAGGAAUCAAAUGAAGAAGAAUAAGAUGAAAUAUCAUAUCUAUAAUAAGUUUAAAAUCAGAUUGUCAAAAAAGCAAAAAUUGGAGGUAGUAGUGAUUCAAUACUAACUAUUCAUGAAGUACCCUUAAUUGUACCUAGAGGGAAAUAUACUAUGGAUUUCUUUAAAAAAGACAUUCGAUUUCAUGGCAAUACUUAUUAAUUUAAUACUGAUUAUAAGAGUAUUACUAGAUUCUUUUUACUUCCUAUGCCAGAUGAAGUCAAUCUUUCAUUGGUUGUUGGUCUUGAAAAUCCUAUUAAAUAGGGUCAAACUGCUUAUAAUUAUAUAGUAAUGUAAUUUAGGAAAGACUUAGAAAUAUAAAUUGAGAUGAAAUAUACAAGAGAAUAAUUAGAUAAUAUUGGAUGGAAAGGAAUUAGAUUAGAAUAUUCUGGUUCUAUGUUUGAUGUAGUAUGUGAUAUUCUCUCAGAAAUUACAGGAAUUAAAGUAGUAUCACCUAAGAAUUUCAAAUGCAAGAAUGGUUUAUUUUGUUUGAGAUGUUCAGUUGUACCUCAUUCAGGAUUUUUAUUUCCAUUAGNACUAUUUGUUUGA